AGGCUUAUUCAAUCGUUUUGAUGCCAUCUCAUGUGCAUACAAGGUCACGUGAUCAAAUACCAAAAUAUGGCGGGCGUUAGAAUUUCAAGUUUGCGAGAGGUGCCCACUUCCCUGUCUGCAAUGCCUGAGUUUAUGGACUUCCUGCAGUCCCAGGCUGAGGCACUAGAUGUCCUCACACAGAAUAUGGAGACUCUGGGAAGGGAGGAGGAAGACACAGGUUUCCAAUCAUGCAUCAGGUUCAAUGGGAUUCCAAUACUCCCACCUGUGAUGGAUGAAGGGCGCUGCCUGGAGAUGCAGCGUUACAGACAGCUGGCUGCAGGAGUGGAGCAUAGACUGGCUGUACAGCGGAGGGACAGACUUCUCAACAGAGUGCAGACAGUUAUCCAGAAGAUUGAGGAGAGGAGAACCCCAACCCCAGUCACCAGUCCUGGUAUGAGUGGUGGGGAGCAGUCCGGUGUCAACACAGCCUCUUCCUCGCACAACAUUCCAUCCAUUCCUUACAACCCUCUCAACUACUCCUUCCAUGAUUCUCAGUCUGACACUCUGUCCUCAUCAGGUAGAGACACUCCAAGAGACAAAAAUCCAGACCUGCAGAGUAAUGAUUCAGACACAAAGUUUGGUCAUGAAAGAGAUGUUUCAGAACUUCAUUCAGGUAGAUGUGACGAAGGCACUGUUGAUGAAUCAAGGCCGAGAUACAGUAGGGAGUCAAGCAAUCAGUCCAGUGAAAUUGGAAGUGAUCCUAAUAAGAUGAGUUAUGAGUCUCAGACAGUUGUUGAGAGAAGAAAGUGGUCCUCUGAGGGAGAGGAUAGCACAGUAGGACAGUCACCAUCCUCUGAUGGUUUUGAGUGUAGGGUGCGAUCCAAGACAGAAUCUACAGUGGAGUCUGAAACAAAGGAAAGAGUGGACAGUACUUCUGGUGAUGACUGGCAAGGGAAGGACAGGUCCAACACAGAGACCACAGAGGGGAGCUUAGAAGAGGUGGAUUACUAUGGUAUGAGCCUGCAGAAUUUGAUACGCAAAUCGGUGGAAGAACAAAAAGCAGACAAAAGCCAACAGAAUGCGGUUCAAACUCCGGCCAUUAAUCCUGCAACCUCAGAUAGUGGACCAAUGAUAGUUAAUUUCAGUGCAAAUAAGGGGGAUGUCAGGGAUGAUGUAUUGGACAAUGAUAAUGCAGAGAUCAGUAGCAGUUGCAAUAUAGAGGGACCAAACAUCACAAGGCAGCUUAAAACUUCUUCCUCGUUUGAAGGUGAUUCAAAGAUGGAAAGGUCCAGCCAAUUCACGAGCAGUAGCAGCAGCAGUGACAGCACCCUCAACAGAACCAUCAUAGCCAAGGAUGAAAGCUUGCAGGACAAACUCACAGAAGUGCAAGGGGAAAGUCCUGGCCAUGAUGACAACAACAUACAGGGUAUGAAGAGUACAUUAGAAUGUGCAAAUGUUUCUGACAAUCAAAAUGAGUCUAAUACUAAGGAUCUCAACAAGGAUGCUGACAUAUCACAAGGGGGCCAAGAGAGUACUGUGGACAGUGGUGUUGGCACAGCAGAGUCCAGAAUCCGUUCUGGUACAGAUGACAGUGUAACAAGUUUGCUGGGAGAGUACACACCUCUUCCAACCGUCAGUCCCAAUGUGACACCAGACGUCUCUGACAUCUUGCCUACUGGUGGUCCUACUGUGCAAUCUGACAUUUCAGACAGUCUUCCACAACCAGGUGGAGAACAAAGGACAAGCACAGCGAACCCAGGACAAGACCACAAGCUUCCUGAGUCCACUGAAGAACCAUCUGUGCACACUCAGACACUGACAACCAGUUCCAUGUUCUUCAUGAGUACUGACGAGUCCCUCAAUACCGUAGCCCAGUCCUGCACCCUUCCCAUCAGCCCUGUGUCAGAGGACAGUGAUGCGACUUUGAGGGAUGUUAAUGACUUUGAGGAAGAACGAAAAAGUGCAACUCCAGUUGUUCUAGACAAUCAACAGACCAAACCAGAUGCAACAGCUGCAGACAAACAUUUGUCAAAAAAUGACAUAUCUGUCCAUUCUCCUGAUGCCAAGCAAUCCUCACAUGAAGGCCAAGACUUGACUACAAAGAAGGGUGAUGAGGUUUCGACACCUAAGCAUGUUCGCAGGGGCUCCUACACCCUGGAGAUGCCGUCCCCUGCACUGCUGCAAGCAGAGGAGAAACAGAAGGUCAGCCCAGAAGGGAGAAGUGACUACCUUGUUCGAGAACCAGGACAGUUUCCUGUUCCAAGCCGACAGAAUGCACAAAGAAGUGGUGUUUAUCUGCCUGACAGUGGAUUUAUGACUACAUGUAGAUACAAUAACACUGCACCAUCUACAAGUGGAGCAAGCCUCCUUCCAACAACUAAGUCUGUAAAAAGUGUGACAACACCCCUUGAACAACAUCAACAUGGACAACAAACCCAACAUACCUCUAGACCUGACAGUACAGCCCCUGCAUCAGGGGAAACACAGAGAAACUCUGCACUUGAUGCUGAGGCUUCUCAUGUACCAACAAUCAAUCCUGAGUUUCUGGAGCAGGAACUUCAGAAGUAUGAGGACCUGAAAGCACUAAUGCAGCAUCAGCACAAGAUGCAGCUGGCACUGCUGAUGCAGGAGCAAGAGAGGCAGCGGCUCGCCAUGCACCAGGAACUGGAACUGCAGGAAGAAAGGAUCAAAAUGCAGAAAACUAAACUUGAAGAACAAUACAGCAGGCAGGCAGAGAUUAGUGAGCAGGAGAGAUGGACUGAAUCAGCCGCAGCCUUACGACGGCUGGAGGGCAGAGAUGCACUUCCACCCUCUCCAACCCACAACUUCAGCAGACCCAUCCUUCAUAGGACAGCACCUGUCUCAGCAGCAUCUCAGCAAUACAGUGUGACUCUUCCCGGGACCAGAACCAUGGAUCCUUCCUUCCCAACCCAUGCAAUAUUAUCAAAAGGACAGCUUUCAGAUGCAUCCGUCCCGACUAGUGAAGGUGCUGGAUGGCGGCACACUCAGUCUGAUACCAGCACCAGUUAUGCCUCCCCCAGUCCCACACAUAGCCAAACAUCCUGGACAUCACAGAGGAACCCUGUUAAUGUGGGGGUGCAGGAGCCGUUUGUCUGGCAUGGCUCACCUGUACCCAAACCUGAGGUCCCCCCACCGCUCAGGAUGACUAUACAUGACUUGACUGAUGUGCCACCUCGCUUACAAAGCAAGUUUGAGCGACUGUCAGCAGCUGUAAAGGGUUACCUGACUAGGAGACUCCUCAGGACUGAGAAGCUGCAGGCUUUAAGGAAAACCAUCAAGGACACGACUGAGUUGAUCAUGAGUCUGCAGCAGGAGACACCCAUUAGGAAGGGGAUGGUGACGACACAGGAUGCAGAACUGGUGCAGAGGGUCAUGGUGCAGUUGCAGGCAGCUCUCCUGGAGGUCCACGAUGUUUUCUUCCAACUGCCAGUUCAAGGUCAGAUGGUCAUCAUCAGUCACGAUCGCAACAUUCAGGAGGAGAGGAAGAUGAAGAUGAAUAAAGCAGAGCCCAAAGCUGCUGAGAAGAGACCCAGUCGUCUAUCCAGUGCAACCCAGAAGGCUCUGCAGAGGAAACGUCAGAUCAGGGCGGCAGAGGCUGCAGUGUUUGGUCAUUCCCUGACAGCUCCUCCAAGGUCAAGUUCCACCAGUCCCAGCAGAAGGAAGAACACCAUCAACCCAAGGAUUCUAAGGCCUAUUCAGGGAUCCUCCCCUGUAAGAUCAGGGACUUGGAACAGGGCUGCGAAACAAGCAACCAAAGCCUCUGAAGUUCGUCCAAAGACGGCACCAAACCUGAAUAAAGAAACAGGCAAACCUGCAAAAGCAACAUCAGGACCCAAGACUGCCAGGAGAAGCCUGUAUCCAGCAGUCAGUACAAUGCCAGCAAAAGGAAAGAAUACUAAGUAUAGGAAAUAAAGAGCAAAAGAUUUCACAAAAAUAAGUUAUGAAGUCUUAGAAGGGAAAUCAACUUGGUUGUUGUUGGUUUCAUUUUUUCUUGAACAGAAAAUUUUUGCCAUAAACUUGUCUGAUCUGAGGUAUUGAUCGUUUAUUGUUAGACUUUUGUAUUGAUUACAGUUGCACUUACAACAUUGCAAAUAGAUCAAUGCAUCAUUAGUUGCAUUUAUUUUGUUUCCAGCUGAGAAUUACUGUAUGAAAAAAGUGUACUGUGUAAUAAGAUGGAACAAGGAGCUUAGAUGUGACACCGUUGGAGUAAUAUACAAAUAUUUGUCCGAAAGAUUGAUAAAUAUUACAAUUAAAUGUCUGUUAUUUUCAAAAGCUGUUGUUCUAAAACAAUGUUAUUUGGUUAAUUCUGUUGUCUUUUUGGUGCAUGUUAAAUCUUCCAGUUUCAGCUGAAAUUAGUAAAUGAGGUUAAAGCAAAUGAAUGUUAAGAAAGCAAUAGUAUGUUUUACAAGUAUUUUAUAGUUCAUCAUAUUUGGGAACGCAGCACACAUAUCAGCAGAGUGUAAUAGAUAACACAUAUCAGCAGAGUAUAAAUGCCUAUGACUGUGCAAACCAGUGACUUGAUGCGGAGAUUCUAAUUUUAUCACACAACUUUAUGUCUCACAUGCAAAGUGCGGAAAAUCCAGACACUUGUGUAUUUGCUGCAUCAUGUAUGUGUAAUAAAAUGUCCAAUGUCAACUUGGUGAUGGUGACUAAAUAAAGAGAAUAUUGCACAGUGUGAUUUACCUGUUUGAUGGAAUACUGUUCUGAAUGUCUUAACUCUAUUAUUGUAGGUACUUUUGCAAAGAGGCUUGGGUCAGCUAUCUUUUAUAUGAGGCUUAAUGAGCUGACAACUGAUGCAUUUAUGUAGGUUUUCUUUUCUUUUUUAUGCUCUGUUUUCUUUAUCUCAUGACUCUAAUGAAGGUUUGCUUUUAAAAAAUUAACAUAAUCUCUGGUUUCUUCCAUAGUCAUUUUUAAGUGGAUUAGGCCUAUCUAAUGACAGAUUAAUCUGAUUGCUAUGGACUAAUCCCUGUUUGAAAGAUAACAGUUCCGUGCUUGACUCAGCACCUGCUCCUACUCAGCAUCUCCUAUCCCAGCUUUUCAGCAGCUUUGGUAGAUUAUCCAGUGACAUGUUUUCCUUGUACCACUGUCAUAUGUUUGUGUACUCUUAUUUUUCAAAUUCAACUCUUUUACAUUUGAGUAUGAGUUUGUAUGACUAUAAAUUGUACAAUUGAUUAGUCACAAGACAUGGUCCUUUCAGAAAUAAAAGCAAUAACCAGAAAUACUUGUUGUAUCUGUCAACUAAUACAUCAUGCAGCC
Messenger RNA from Branchiostoma floridae (Florida lancelet), 5256 nucleotides. RefSeq lists its product as uncharacterized. Gene Ontology annotation, biological process: centriole replication; regulation of cytokinesis; centrosome duplication. Lineage: Eukaryota; Metazoa; Chordata; Leptocardii; Amphioxiformes; Branchiostomatidae. The record is from RefSeq and is a predicted model, not a curated record. The coding region runs from base 31 to 3912 and encodes 1293 amino acids. Gene Ontology annotation, cellular component: centriole. The transcript has 15 exons.